Molecule: messenger RNA, 570 nt
Organism: Paramecium tetraurelia
Lineage: Eukaryota; Ciliophora; Oligohymenophorea; Peniculida; Parameciidae
Exons: 4
Biological process (GO): vesicle-mediated transport; protein secretion
Cellular component (GO): Golgi membrane
Source: RefSeq, a predicted model, not a curated record
AUGAAUUCCAAAAAUGAAGGGAUUGAAAUGAAACCAAUCAUUGGACAAGAUCGCGAGGAAAUCUCGUAAUAUGAUAUAACAAAAGCAGCACAUCCAGGCAUUUGUUUUUUUCAUAUAUUUUUUAAAUUUUGUGCAUUUUUUUCAUAUCUAUUUUUAGGGUUAAUAAUUUCGAGCACUUUAUUUUAAUAUAUACUGAUAAUGAUUUUCCAUGCUUUUGAUUUUUAUACUGUUAAGAAUAUUACAGGAAAAUUUUUAGUUGGCUUGAGAUGGUAUUCAGAUUUUACUCCAAAAGGGGAUGAAGUUUGGAGAUUUGAAUGUUUUGACAAAUGCAAAAGAAGUAAAAUAGAUUCCUCUGUAUUUUGGACUUUUUAAUUUGGAGCAUCAUGUGCAUGGGCAUUUUUUGUGUUUACAAAUGAUUAAUUAAAGAUCAUUUUUGCAGGAAUUGGAGCCAGUUUAAGUUGGAUCAACUUAUGGGGAUUCUAUAAAUGUUCAAAGGAUUAAUAAAGAAAAAUGAAGGGAGUUCAAUCUUAUUUGACUAAAAAGGGAUUAUAAAUGGCAGUUCAGAGUUGA